AUGGAAUCAUCCUUAACAGGGGAUAAUAUUGAUGAUAAGCAGAAAGCAGCUCUUUUGUUAGGUUUACAAGAAAUAGUACAAAGACAAAAGGAAAAUGUUAAAGUCAUGGAUAUUUGUUUUAAUAAAUGUGUUCCAAAAAUAGGAAAUAAAUUAAGCUCAACUGAACAAAAGUGCAUAUGGGAUUGUGCAAAUAGCUAUUUUUACACCAACGCAUUUUUAAACGAACGAUUACAACAAAUGACCAAACUUUUAAAAUCAAAUUCAGAUUAUUUAAAUUUAUAA
Molecule: messenger RNA, 282 nt
Organism: Plasmodium vinckei vinckei
Lineage: Eukaryota; Apicomplexa; Aconoidasida; Haemosporida; Plasmodiidae
Product: mitochondrial import inner membrane translocase subunit TIM13, putative
Exons: 3
Coding region: 1-282 (93 amino acids)
Source: RefSeq, a predicted model, not a curated record